AUGACUCAGGCCCCUCAAGUCUCCCAACGCCCAAUUUACCUUGUUUCUUACAACAAUCGAUUAUUUCCCGCCCAUUGGGGACUUUGGGUCCCUUCCUACGAGGCUGGCGAGGCGGGAAACAUGGGAAAGGUGAUCCACGUUGAAGGAGACGCUCGAAACGGAUUUGUCCACGGUUUCAAGAGGAAUUACGACAUGGCAACGAGUGAACGCGCCAAAGAGCUCGUCCUUCUAGGCUGGACCGAUAGCGUAAACGUCGUUGGUGGAGACAACUACGGGCCCCUCGUCAUAGAUACCAUUGCAACUGAUGUUAUUGAAAGGUUGGCCCUUGAUGUUCCCGCUCCUGGUCCAAGUCUGAGAGCGGCUGGCUCCAGCUCUUCCGGUGGCCGGCGGACAAGAGUCGAUAUUCAGAAUUGCCAGACUUGGGUACGCCAGUUUGUUGAGAAGCUUAUCGAAUCUGAAAUACUUGAAGUCGAUGCCCUCUCCAAGCUUGACUCAGCUCCAAAGAACUAG
Molecule: messenger RNA, 510 nt
Organism: Venustampulla echinocandica
Lineage: Eukaryota; Fungi; Ascomycota; Leotiomycetes; Helotiales; Pleuroascaceae
Exons: 2
Coding region: 1-510 (169 amino acids)
Source: RefSeq, a predicted model, not a curated record